GGCUAUGGGAAUGAAGAAAGGAGAAAAAUGGAUUUCAGGGCACCCAGGAGGUGUUGCAGAGUGAGGUCGGCGGGAGGGAGAGAUGGCCGGAAUCGGAGCGUUUUGGGGAACGAGAGUGAUGGAGAUAGUGAAGAAGCACGACUCUGGAGGUCUUGUUUGGAAGAGAAUCAAGCUCACCUCCACUCGCAAAGCCAAUGCCAAGAAGCGUCUCCUUCGCGUUUGGCAGAAUGAAGCUGUUUUGAGAGCAUGUGCUGAACUGCCUCCUUCAGAAACAUCCAAAGUUGUAGCUGAUGAAGCCAGUGAGAAAAAGCAUGUGUAGCCAAGUUAACUGACGAAAUGAGUAAGAAACUAGAUAAACUAGAUGAAGCUUUAAAGAAGUCUCUUUUGUGAAUCUUGGCUUCGUGAUGGAAAAUCUCUUUUGUUAUUCACUUAUUCUUCCAUAUCUGAAUUUAGAUGGAUAGCACAAGUGACCACCUUGUUAUCCUUUUGUGAGACUAGAGUAUGUAAACUUGUUGUUUGUUGGAUUAAAGCGAUAUUAAUCCUGUAUGGUCUCAGAAACCUGUGUAAACAUUAGCUAGUCUGUCAGAUUAUUCUAAAAACUUGCUUCCCAAUUAUGUUAACCAUUAAACUGGAAGCCUCUUUUAUUCUGUUUCUUUAACUCCAUACCUUUUGCUUCUUUGUUCCUGAUCAUGUUCUUCAUUAGCACGUUCGUUAUCAAUGAUAAUAAUCAAUGCCCUUGAAG
Molecule: messenger RNA, 742 nt
Organism: Rubroshorea leprosula
Lineage: Eukaryota; Viridiplantae; Streptophyta; Magnoliopsida; Malvales; Dipterocarpaceae
Source: the annotation of a GenBank genome assembly